CUGCUUAUUUUAAAUGGAGUGGUGAUGGUUAAAGUCAAGCGUCGGAAAAGGUUUGCCACCGUCAAAAGGACUUUACAUCCUAAAGAUAUGAGGAUUCUGCACAACCGGACGAUGUCCAAGGAAAAAGGACCCAAAAUUUGUAGAAAUAUUGAAAAACCUGUGGGGUUAUUCUUUCACUAUAACACGCAACUUGGCCCGCCUUUUAGGAUACUUCUGGACACCAACUUUAUUAACUUCUCUAUCCAAAACAAACUUGAGUUAGUUUCGGCUAUGAUGGACUGUCUACUUGCAAAAUGUAUACCUUGUAUUACGGGCUGCGUUUUGGCGGAAUUAGAAAAGCUGGGUACUAAAUACAGGGUUGCUUUAAGGGUAGCCAAGGAUCCCCGCUUUGAAAGGUUAUGCUGUCUACACAAGGGCACCUACGCUGAUGACUGCCUGGUCAAUAGAGUUAUGGAACAUAAGUGUUAUAUAGUCGCAACUUGUGAUAAAGAGCUUAAGCGGCGCAUCCGCAAAAUACCAGGAAUACCUAUUAUGUCAAUAGUUAGAAGAAAGUACAGUAUUGAACGAAUGCCCGAUGACUUAGGCGCUACAAGGAACAUUUAGAACGAUGCAAAAAUUUUUUGGGGUCUCUACCCCCGUGUGCUGUGCGGUGUGUUCCCGAGGAGUGUCUUCCAGCGCGCACUUGGAACGGGGCAGCCCGAAUCUAUAAAGAAGAGACCCCUCCUUAGAAGACUGCGUCCUAUCGUCAACGAUCCGGUAUACCCUUGGCUCGGUGCUUUUUUCUACCAGUGUCACUCUUUCAGUGCUUCCCGUUCGGAACUUGGCAAGACCGUGGCGUUUGUGGCCAGCUUUUUUUAUAUCGAAAAAAAACUGCUAGUAAUGCGGGUUGCACCGAGAUAAAGAGUAGCAUUACCGUAUUUAACUUCGUCGGCUCCAUCGUGCCGCCUUUUGGAGAAUAACUCCGCUUCGUUAUAAAUAUUUCCUUCGCGAUCCCCCUUCAUCUUAAAUUAAGUCAGAGUCGUGAG
Messenger RNA from Zophobas morio, 1025 nucleotides. Its product is annotated as rRNA-processing protein FCF1 homolog. The record is from RefSeq and is a predicted model, not a curated record. Gene Ontology annotation, cellular component: nucleolus; small-subunit processome. NCBI's taxonomy places the organism in Eukaryota, Metazoa, Arthropoda, Insecta, Coleoptera, Tenebrionidae. The coding region runs from base 25 to 603 and encodes 192 amino acids. The transcript is spliced from 7 exons.